Molecule: messenger RNA, 4259 nt
Organism: Protopterus annectens (West African lungfish)
Lineage: Eukaryota; Metazoa; Chordata; Ceratodontiformes; Protopteridae
Gene: EDNRB
Product: endothelin receptor type B
Exons: 8
Coding region: 362-1627 (421 amino acids)
Biological process (GO): G protein-coupled receptor signaling pathway; vasoconstriction; regulation of blood pressure
Cellular component (GO): membrane
Molecular function (GO): endothelin receptor activity
Source: RefSeq, a predicted model, not a curated record
GGGGUCUGUCUAUUCCCGAUUAAUGAGGCUGGUGGUUUGCUAAGUGGCUUCAGAGGUUCCCACUUACCGCUCUCUGCAGGACAGUUCAGCAGCACACGAAUGCAUGUCAAAUCUGUCUUGUACUGACAUUGCUGCUUUAUUCUGGUCCUUGGAAGUCCAUGAGGUUUAGUUAGGCAAAUUGAUCGGCUAAAUCCCAUUGUAUCGGGCAUUAAAAUUUCAUCCUAAUAAAGAAAUACAACAUUUUGCAAACGCUCGCUUCUCAUAACGCCAGGCAAAUUUGUCGCAAUCGUGCUGAAAAUCCAGAGAAAAACAUUAGUCACCUCCGGGUCUUUGACUGUUCAGAAGGGAAGAGAAAGUGGGGAUGUCGGUAUAUCAACACAAGGUGCUACCUCUCCUAAUAACCUUUAGUCAGAUUUUGGCUUUAGCCCUCUGCCAGGUAAGGGAGUCUGCCUUGGGGGCUCCUACUAUGGAUUCGCAUCAGAACGUGUCGUCCAAGCCUCUAUUUUUGGUUCCCAACCAGCCGAUAGGAAGGUCGGUGGGCAGAUCGAUAUCCUUGUCUCCACCUAUGUGCAGUGCACAAACUGAAAUCAAAAGCACGUUCAAAUAUAUCAACACAGUCAUUUCCUGCCUGGUGUUUGUUGUCGGCAUUAUUGGCAACUCGACUUUGUUGAAAAUUAUUUACAAAAAUAAAUGCAUGAGAAAUGGACCAAAUAUUCUGAUAGCCAGCCUGGCGCUUGGAGACCUGUUGCACAUAUUCAUAGACAUUCCCAUUAAUGUUUACAAGCUUUUAGCUGAAGAUUGGCCUUUUGGAGUAGAGAUGUGUAAAUUAGUGCCCUUCAUUCAAAAGGCGUCUGUGGGGAUCACGGUGCUGAGUCUCUGUGCACUAAGCAUUGACAGGUAUAGAGCAGUUGCAUCUUGGAGUCGCAUUAAAGGAAUUGGAGUUCCUACAUGGACUACAGUGGAAAUUUUGCUGAUCUGGACAGCAUCAGUUGUUCUUGCUGUGCCUGAAGCAAUUGGUUUUGACAUGAUCUCCAUAGAUUAUAAAGGAAAACCCUUACGAAUAUGCUUUCUUCUCCCUGAUCAGAAAACUCAGUUUAUGAAAUUCUACAAGAACGCUAAAGAUUGGUGGCUGUUCAGCUUUUAUUUUUGUUUACCUCUGGCAUGCACUGCUGUUUUCUACACACUGAUGACCUGUGAGAUGCUAAGGAAGAAAAAUGGGAUGAAGAUUGCAUUAAACGAUCAUCUGAAGCAGAGGCGUGAAGUAGCAAAAACAGUGUUCUGCUUAGUUCUUGUUUUUGCCCUCUGCUGGUUACCACUUCAUCUCAGCCGGAUUUUAAAGCACACAGUAUAUGAUGAAAAAGACCCCAAUAGAUGUGAACUACUUAGCUUCUUUCUAGUGAUGGACUAUAUUGGAAUAAAUAUGGCUUCUUUGAACUCUUGCAUCAAUCCUAUUGCCUUGUACCUGGUUAGCAAGAGGUUCAAAAAUUGUUUUAAGUCAUGCCUUUGCUGCUGGUGCCAAUCAAAAGAGUUGUUACCUCUGGAGGACAAGCAAUCCUGUCUGAAGUUUAAAGCUAAUUACCCUGGAUAUGACAACUUUCGCUAUAGUAAUAAGUACAGUACAUCUUGAAGAUGAAGAUGCCAUGCUCACUCAUGCAGAUGACUUCUAAUUUGCUGUGAAUAUAACCUUGGAUUUCACAGGCAUGCUCCCCCCAAAAAUGUAGUAAUGACUGUGUGAUAUUAUUAGCAUUUAGCACAACACAUAUGCCUCUUAUUGCAAACAAAUGAGCACAGAUCAGGCCAGGAGACACCGUAACUAUUUAAAGGCACUUAACAUUUUAUGGUCGUUGCACAUACAGGUCCUUGUCUGUCUGAAAUGAUCCUUUGUGUUCUGCAAAUGGAUUCUCAGGACUGCAAAUCGUAUGACUGAUCAUUUAUUUACAAUGGCUCUGUAGUCUAUACUGAGCUAAUUUAUGGACACAUUAAUGAUCUGAACUACACGUAGAACUGAAUGGUUAAAGUGACACAGAAUAUAAGCUUAAACUCUUAACAGCCUGAGCUCGUCCUGGCAAAACAUUAUAGUGGAAGAUCAUGUCUUGGAAUUAGAAUAUCAGCUGUGAUAUAAGCUGUUUCAUACUUAUUAAAAUCUUCUAUAUUGUUAAGAAAAUUCCAGUUUUCUAUAAAACUGUAUUUUUUGCGGUUACUAUGUAUUAGAUUUAAAUCUGUUAUAUAAAAUUAUUAACCUUAUGCUGUUGUCAUUUCAGCAAUCAGUUUUGAACAGCAGUGUGUGAAUGGAACAAAUUAUAUAAACAUGGAUACUGCAAGUAGUUUUGACUCUUUUCUUUCCACUUCACUCUGGUUGAAUUCUGUAUAUGGCAAAUCAUUAUAUUUUGAUAUCAAUAUAAUGAGAUUAGAUUUGCCAUGGUGAUGUAUGUAGAAACACUUAUUAAAUUUCUAGAUAUGGCAAGCACUUCAUAAAUAUAAAUGAACAAAUAAUGAUGCAAUCGUAUUAUGAUGCUUUACAAACUGGAGUCAUAUCUAAUUUUCAUAUAGUAAAUGAUCAAAUAAUAAAAUAUGCUAUGUAGCACUCAUGAUACUAUGUUUGAGCAUUGUGUGAAAUUUCAAAACAUUUUAACUGUCCCUUCACAAGCUUACAGUACCAAACAUUUUACUUCCAGAAUUUCAUGUCACAUCUCUCACUUUUGGUUGCUGUAGUUGGUAUGUAUAUAUAUAUAUAUAUAUAUAUAUAUAUAUAUAUAUAUAUAUGGUGAAAAUCCAUGCAAGGUAGAUUCCAGUGCUUAAUAUAUUUCACAUUUUAUCUCUGAUUCUUUUUGGCAUCACCAUUUAUGUCUGGGUUGAUUCCAAUCUCCCUUAAAGACAUUACAAUGCAGCCAGUGUGACUAAAAAUGAAUUUAAACUACUAAGUCUGUAAAUAAAUUUGGCAAAAUGUUACUUAUGCAGAUACUGUUUAAUAAUCAAUGGAAUUCCUUUCAACUUCUUUUCAGAACUGUAGGGUCCAGAAGUAUGUCUGCAUCAUGCUGCUCUUUCCCUGGGGCAAUUCACAAGUGUUUAUAAGAAAUGACUACGUUGUAAUACAGCUAUUGUCAGUCAUAAUAAUUUGCAGCUGGUACACAGUCUGUUUAGGAUGAAAUCAUAAUAACUAAUGCACAAUUCUGUUGCUAGAAACUGUCAUCGAGUUUACAUGUCAGCCUUCCCUCAGUUAUUAAAUUAUAUGAAGUAUUUUAAUUCACAGCAUUAGUUAGCUCUGACCAAAGUAACUAUUCUAAAUGCAUUUUUUUAAAUAAUAACCUCCAGAUAUUCCUUUCCUCUCUCUCUCUCUCUCUCUCUCUCUCUCUCUCUCUCUCCCUCUGAAGAAAUGGAACCAGCUGAUCUGGCUAGGUUUGGCAGAGUGCUGCUGUAUGAACAGUGUUAACGAGAAAGUCAAAUUGGCAGCUACAUUUUUAUACAAAGAAUAUGUUUUUUAAAAUGUAUUCAGAAAUUCAGUCAUUCUAUAGAUAAAAUUAAUUUGAUUAAGCAUUUUGCAGUGGAUUAAUGUUUAAAUCUUACCAUAAUCUUUUUUACUCUGUCUUGAUGUGUUAACUCUUAUCUCGCUCUUUUUCUCUGAGUUGAUUUUUUAAAUAGUUGCUCCAUGAAAUCAGAUAUGAACUCAUACCUUCAGUUAUAAGUGAUUUUCAAGUGGAAUAUUUAUGUAACAUAAAUAUUUGACCUAUCUUGAUAUAAUUAAUUGUACAUGGCUACAUCAUUAUCAAUGUGCCUUUUGCUUCUAGGAAAUGCAAAUGAACUAGAUAGUGUAUUACUUUUUGAGCCAAACACCUGCCUUACAUUUCAAGAGAGAAUUUCUCUGUUGAGCCAGUGAUUUAGGUGUGCUUUUCUUAAACAUGAAAACAAUAGGUGGACAUAUUAAAAUGGAUAAUAUUUUAUAUGGCAUUCAUUUACAGUCAACAGAACAGGUGAAAAUUAAUUAUUAUAAGAUACAUGUGUUAGUGUUUAUUUUAAAAUUUUGAAUAUUACCAAAAUUGCUUUACAAUUAUUUUAUUUAUAACCUUAUAUCACUAUAUGCCGCACAAAAGCAGAACACUCCCAUCCAUGUAUUGUAUAUAUAUUUUUAUACAGCAAUGUGUUAUUGUAAAUAUUUCUUCUGUUGAGUCAUUGCAUUAAAAUCAUUUAUAAAUGUGAAUCCUGUUGUAAGGUAUAAGUCUACACUUUUUUGUUUAACAUAUCAAUAAAUAUAAAAAAGUUUC